Molecule: messenger RNA, 1479 nt
Organism: Limanda limanda (common dab)
Lineage: Eukaryota; Metazoa; Chordata; Actinopteri; Pleuronectiformes; Pleuronectidae
Gene: rbm7
Product: RNA binding motif protein 7
Exons: 5
Coding region: 86-838 (250 amino acids)
Biological process (GO): regulation of alternative mRNA splicing, via spliceosome
Cellular component (GO): nucleus
Molecular function (GO): single-stranded RNA binding
Source: RefSeq, a predicted model, not a curated record
CUCAGGCCUUCCUGUCUAUAAACAGCAGAGCGCUGUUUACAACGUGAAACCACCUGGGGGGAGAGUCAGCAUCUGCACAAACAAGAUGGGAAUAGAAGACGAGGCAGACAGGACGCUGUUCAUCAGAAACCUGGACCAGAGAGUGACGGAGGAGCUAAUGUUCGAGCUCUUUUUACAGGCAGGACCUCUCAUCAGAACCAAGAUCCCGAAAGACGUGGACGGGAAACAGAAAACAUUUGGUUUUGCUGUGUACAAACACGAGGUGUCUGUGCCGUAUGCCAUGGAGCUGCUCGACGGGGCGACGCUGUUCGGCAGAACUCUCCAUGUGCAGUUCAGAUCAGGAAGCAGUCAUAGCAGCAGUCCAGGGAACUCCCAGAAUUCAAGUCCUGCAAAUACUCCAAACCCCCACGGCCAGAGGACGCCGAACCACUACAAUUCUCCACCAUAUACUCCUCCGCCCCAGAUGCAGAGACUCUUUUCACCUCCCGAUAAUCUGCAGAAACAUGCCAUCAUGAACAACAUGAUGUGGCAGGCCGAGCAGUUGAACUCCGGCUUCUCCAAGACUCAGCAGAGGCAGCCGCCCUCAGGUGGGAACUCCAGACAACAGGACAGCAGCCCCUAUCGGCAUCAUCCAACCAACGCCAACAGCGGCCCCAGAACCCAGCGCUACGGGGAGGAGUCAGGUACUGGGCGUCACCAGCAACACAACCGGGACAACUAUCAGCCCCAGGGCGACAGGAGCGGCAACCGUCACCAUGAUGGCAGAGGCGGAAACAGACAUUAUGACGACAGGAGCAGCAACCGUGGCUACCAGGAUAAUCGAUGGCGGCGGUACUGAUGCAUACUGAGGAUUCCUGUAAAGACUUCAGUUCUUCACAGAUUUGGGCACAGCUUCCUUAAGAAGAGCAUGAAUUAUGUUGAUAAACUCACAUGUGUACUCAGGUUGUUUGUACAUCAUCCUACCAGUGGGCGAGAUUUAAUAACUUAUGCCUUAUGGUGGUUUUUGUUUACUUUUUAAGGCGUUUUUUAAAUUUGUAAACUACUUUCGUGUGAGGUUUUUCUCAAAGCUGACGCUAAAUAUUUAGAGGUGAAGAAUUGUGUUACCCUGAGAGCAAGGACAGAAAAAAGAAUCAGACAUGACUCAGUCAUAUUUGGAAGACAAAAGACAUGUUGAAAAAAGAAAAUGAUUUAAAGUAUCGGCAAGUUUUUAUGUUAUGCAAAUCGUGUUGAAUGGUGCUGCCAGAAUUUUUAACUCUUCAGGUAUUUUGCCACAAAAAGAACAAUGUCAGUGUCGGCUAAAGAUUCCACCAGCACCACUUUUACUGCAAUAUGGCACUAUCUUUCUUAUUGUUAGAUCACAUGACCUUGCUCUUUCUAAAAAAAAGAAAAAGUCUUUUUAUUUUUAUUUUUUAAUUCUGAGUCUGUACGGUGAACUGUUUUACAAUGAACAUUUUCAUUAUUAUAAAACAAUAUCAGUGA